This is a messenger RNA of Salvelinus namaycush (lake trout), 4649 nucleotides long. RefSeq names its product ethanolamine kinase 1-like. The transcript has 8 exons. Lineage: Eukaryota; Metazoa; Chordata; Actinopteri; Salmoniformes; Salmonidae. Gene Ontology annotation, molecular function: ethanolamine kinase activity. Gene Ontology annotation, cellular component: cytoplasm. Gene Ontology annotation, biological process: phosphatidylethanolamine biosynthetic process. The record is from RefSeq and is a predicted model, not a curated record. Bases 107 to 1189 code for a protein of 360 amino acids.
AGAAGCGAGUAGACUUUUAACCUCCGCAGCCAAGUAAUAGUUCAUACAAAGGCAUUUGCAGCCGCCUACAGUGAACUUCUUCUCAAUUUAGCCUGAACCUUUCAUUAUGGCCAACUACAUUCAUGUACCCGAAGAGGCGCCCGCUGUACCCAAAAUAGAUGUCACAUUAGACGAGAACGAUUACAGAUCUGGUGCGUUGAGACUGAUCAAGGAACUGAGACCGUUCUGGAAACCAUCCGAGGUCAAAAUGAAGUUCUUCACAGAUGGAAUCACCAAUAAGUUGCUGGGCUGCUACGUGGGCGGGGUCAUGCAGGAUGUGGUCCUGGUGCGUAUCUAUGGCAACAAGACAGAGCUGUUUGUGGACCGGGAGAACGAGGUGAAGAGUUUCCGGACGCUCCACGCACACCGCUGCGCCCCGCGUCUCUACUGUACCUUCAACAACGGCCUCUGCUAUGAGUUCCUACAGGGCCAGGCACUGGAACCUGAACACAUCCGGAGCCUGCCCACGUCCAGGCUCAUCGCGAGGCAGCUGGCUAAGUACCAUGCCAUCCAUGCUCACAACGGAUGGGUGCCCCAGUCAGACCUGUGGCUGACAAUGGGCAAGUACUUCGCCCUGGUGCCCAAGUUCUUCCAAGACCCAGAGAUGAACAUAAGGUUAAACAGUGAGGUGCCUAGUCGAAGGCGACUGAGGGAAGAGAUGGUGUGGAUGCAGCAGAGUCUGUCUGUGCUGGGCUCUCCUGUAGUCCUCUGCCACAACGACCUGCUGUGUAAGAACAUAAUCUAUAAUCAGCAAGGAGAAAAUGUCAAGUUCAUUGACUACGAAUACGCUGGGUACAAUUACCAAGCCUAUGACAUUGGGAACCACUUCAAUGAGUUUGCAGGUCUGAAUGAGGUGGACUACAGCCACUACCCAGAGCGGAGUUUGCAGCUGCAGUGGCUGCGCUCCUACUUGGAGGCCUAUAAGGAACACAAAGGUCAAGGGUCAGAGGUCACUGAGACAGAGGUGGAGGUGCUCUACGUACAGGUCAACCGCUUUUCCCUGGCAUCUCAUUUCUUCUGGGGCCUAUGGGCUCUGAUUCAGGCAGAGUUCUCCACCAUUGACUUUGACUUCCUGGGAUACGCAGUCCUUCGCUUCAGCCAGUAUUUCAAGAUGAAGCCAGAGGUUGCAGCGCUGAACUUUCCAGAAUAAAAGUUCUCCCUAUCUGGUCCUCAUGUCCACCGUAGAGUGCCCUCUAGAGGGUGUCGGAAAGAAGACCCGGAGAGAGCCUAGUCCACACUUCCUGUGGAUUUCAUUCGGCACUCACUAGAGACUCAUAGAACCCGAUGGGAACUUAUAGAACCCGAUGGGAACUUAUAGAACCCGAUGGGAACUUAUAGAACCCGAUGGGAACUUAUAGAACCCGAUGGGAACUUAUAGAACCCGAUGGGAACUUAUAGAACCCGAUGGGAACUUGUAGAACUAUAUUAGAACUCCUAGAACCCCAUGGGAACUUAUAGAACUAUAUGAGAACUCAUAGAACCCUAUGGAAACUCACAGAACCCUAUGGGAGCUUAUAGAACCCUGUGAGAACUUAUAGAACUCAUAGAACCCUAUGGGAACUUAUAGAACUAUAUGAGAACUCAUAGAACCCUUUGAGAACUCAUAGCUGUUAGAAACCAUGACUCACCAUCCAUUGACACUCCACAGGGCCAAUUCCAUAGCAUCACUGCUACAGACAGAUCCCUACCUAGCUCGCUAUAGAAGCCUAGAACCAUACACUUCUUCAUAAAGACUAAAGUCUUUAAUUAAGACCCAGUCCUCCAAAAUGUCUAAAUAUGCAAGGGGAAAAAGAGCACUAUCAUGGCUUUUUUUUAAUGUUAAGAACAACCAAAUGAAAACUGUCACGUAAAAUAUGGUGAAUUCAGUGUGACAUUCCAGUAGCAUCUCUCACCCCAGUCUGUGCCCGCACACAGGGGUAACUCACAACAGGGGAGACCUGGACCAACUCUGUAACUUGUCUCCUGUGUUGUGCUGCUGACUGACUGGGAAUAUUAGUGUGCGUGGGCUCACUCCGAGCCAUUCCUAUUGGAUAUAUACAUCUCUUGUCUGGGCUAACUGGUCCACUGAUUAUUUAGUCACCAGUAUAUCUGUUGGUUUAAUGGUAGGCUAUAUAGUAAGUUACCAAUAUGUGUUGGUGCACUUGGUAUAGUCACCAAUAUAUAUUUGUUGGUUAAAUGGUUAGAUUCACUUACGUACUGUCUCCUAGGUAACAAACAGGAGGGCAUCCAUCUUGUUUACAUUCUGUUCCCCUGACUGAAACGACGUCCACUUCCCCUACCGUAACUAGGCUGUAGUUUGAUUCAUGGGAAAUGUGUCGUCAUGACGACGGCCAGGAGUAUUUCCUGACCAUUUCCUGGGGAAACUCUGACCAGAAGAAACUCGGGGCCUUCUGGUCUGGAAACCCUCCAAGCCCUAGUCAUGACUGUUCACUGUAUUAAGUCGUUUAGAUUCACUUUUUGUUUUAUCAUGUAACCUCAUGGGGCAGUUGCAUUUGACUCGACUCAGCCUAAUCCUGGACUAAAAGGCACUUUCAAUGGAGAGUUGAUGUUCAAUGGCGUCACCAUUGGAAGUGAUUUUUAGUCGAGGAUUAUAGGCUUAAGCUGGUAUAUUGUUGCCUGGCUACCCAUCCACAUCACUCCGGCCAACUGAAGUUUCUUCUCCAUGAUGAGUCUGGAUUUGCCUCCCUCCCUGAUGAUUUCUAGAAUGUGGACACAUUCUGACCGUUCUGAUUGGUCCCAGAAACUGAUGGGUUGGGCCAAAUCCGGGCCUUCAUGGACGACGUUAUCAACUUUGAUACUCUGGUUAGAUUUUGUUAGACCAUCCAAUCGCUGUUGAAUUUGUUUUGUACAAUGCCCCUCAUUUUGAAGUCACACAGACAACUUCUAGGGUGGCAGUUUCAGACAAUGUAUGUAGGGAUCGAUAGAGCAGCGAAAUGAAAUUCAGGGUGAGUUGUCUGACAAGGUUUAGUGCAAUUAUCUGUGAGACAACUGAGGUAAGACCUAUGAUUGGAGGACCAAUGGCUUUGGUAGGGAGUGUCUUUGAAAUAUGUAUCUUUGACUGAAAGAUUCUCUCUAACGGUAUAGUACUUCAUGUCUUCAUCUGUUUAUAAUGUAUGCGCUGCUUGGUUCUAGAAGUUCUUUACGACAAAAAGUUCAUCUACUAGGUCAAAACCAACCUACACCAAAGUGCUGAUCUUUUUUUGCUUGUACAUAAUUGCACAUUGUAUUUUUCCAUUUAGAAAUAAUAAUAUUGAUAAUGUACAAUAUUUACUUUUUAAAGUGCAGUUUUAUACCUAUUUAAGUGAGCAUCUGUUUUCUGACUGGGAGGUCUUGGAGAGUAUGUUAGGAGUGUGUUAAAACAGAUUCAAUGUUAGUCAGGGCAGGUCUAUGUUGUUACUGCAUAGAUGCCUGGAUGAAGAGACCUCUUGAUAGGCUGCUGAAAUAGCACCCUAUACCCUACAUAGUGCACUACUUUUGACAUGGGGCGCUGGUCACCAGGGGUGCAGUGUAUAGGGGGCUAUUUCGGAUGAAGACGGACUGUAUUUUCCAUUCAUACUCAACACUUCCAUGCCAACGGUAUCAGUCUGCAGACUUGCAGCCGUGGUCCUAUGGGGUGCUAGCACCUGUGAGAACCGCAUUUCAAGGCACCUUUCAGGAAGUGGCUGCAAGUCUCCAGACCGAUGCCUCUCUCUAUACCCUACGCUCCUGACCUGUGCAGCCCUCUACAUGUUAAGUGAACCCCGUCUACUAUAGCGACGAAACCAACUGGGAAGUCAGCCAGGCAUUACAGUAUAUGCCUGUCUUAACUCUGUGUUCACUUUUGAUUUGAGCAUGCCUUUUAUUUUGAUGUGGCUUUGUUUUAAUGAUAAUCAACAUGUCUGUUUUCUGGGUCUGUGACUGCAGUGUCUGAGAUGUUCGGUCUAUGUUCCUUCACUGGGAAAUGGGAGGACGGGUCAGAAAUGGGUGGUUGUCGAUCAGAUCCUAACUUGAGAGAUGUUGCGCGUUAAGUUGCUCAACUUUUGUGAAAGUUCUCUACUGACAUCUGAGCAUGGAUUUCUGACAAGGUUUAAUUUACACUUGACUCAAGUUAGGGUUGCGUUUGUGUGUUGUCCUUGUCUGCAGACCGUGCCAUGUUUUUAAUCACACAGGGUGCACAAAUAGUGCUGAAAUAUACUGUCAAAUUGUACAGCUGUAGCCUACACACGUGCGCUAUAAUGUUAAAAAGGAAUCAUAAAAACACUUCGUAACGCAAGUCUGUUUCCCUGUUGAGUUUCAUUUUGAAAUGAAUAAGACCACUGUAAAAAAAAAAAAACGUUUGUAAAAAAGCAACAUAAUACUUUCAGCUUACUCAAUACUGGUCUGCUUCUUUAAAACUUGUAUAAAUGCUCUAUUCUUAUUUCUUCUCUGGCAUUUGUAGCAUAUGUGUAUAUGUACAUUUCAAAAUCAAAUGUAAUAUCUUUGCUUGGACUGUCAAAUGUGAAUGACUGUACAUAGUUUUUUUUUUUCUAAACAUUGCUCUAACAUCAGUCUUUUGUUUAACUGUGAAAUAAUCAAACUUUUGAAUACUGUACACAAGUGCUGUGAAAGGAGAUUAAAGUAUAUUACCCUGU